Molecule: messenger RNA, 1431 nt
Organism: Lodderomyces margitis
Lineage: Eukaryota; Fungi; Ascomycota; Pichiomycetes; Serinales; Debaryomycetaceae
Exons: 3
Coding region: 1-1431 (476 amino acids)
Biological process (GO): proteolysis; mRNA transport
Cellular component (GO): nucleus
Molecular function (GO): aspartic-type endopeptidase activity
Source: RefSeq, a predicted model, not a curated record
AUGAGGGGUUAUUUCCAAUUCAUUGGGUAUAUUGUUUUAUCGUCACAUAAAACGCGGCCACUGCUGCAGAUGUCGCAGCACGCUGAGCUGCAACUACAUUGCAUUUUCCUUAUUAACAGCUACUUUGAAACUCCUCCACCCAACAUCAUAACCACAUCAAGGCCAGUUUUGUCCUAUGCUCAUAACCUUUCCAAGAAAUUCAAGCAUAAAGUCUUGGAGGAGUCAAAUUGGGAUUAUGAAAUAUUGAGAAAACUGUUCAUUCAAGUCAGAUCGGCCCACGUUUUGGUCGCUCUUGCUUUUGCUUUGGUCGCUCAAGGUUCGAUCAUCCCUCAAACAAGGAGAGAUGGUGUUGCUGGGGUUGUGUCAUUGGAAUUCGAGGUUGACAGAAAGCCGCUCGAUUUAAACGCUACUAAUGAGAUUGUAAAAAGAGGAUCACCAUCAGCUCCGUUGUAUUUUGAAGGGCCAUCUUAUGGUAUUCGUAUUGCUGUUGGCUCCAACAUGCAAGAACAACAAGUUGUUCUUGACACUGGUUCCAGCGACUUUUGGGUUGUUGACUCAUCAGCCACUUGUCAAGGGACUCGUGACUGCAAGAAGUACGGCACUUUCAAUCCCCAAAGUUCAACUUCGUUUCGAUCAUUAGGCUCUACAUUCAGUAUUGGUUACGGGGAUAAAAGCACCUCAGAGGGCCCAUGGGCAAAAGACACUGUUAGUUUUGGAGGUAUUUCAAUUACUAACCAGCAAUUCGCUGAUGUGACUACUACCUCGACUGCCCAAGGUAUUUUGGGUGUUGGGCGUGUACAAGGUGAAAGUGGUCAACAAUACGACAACGUUCCUGUUUCAUUGAAGAAGCAAGGUAAGAUCAAGACCAAUGCCUAUUCGUUGUAUUUGAAUUCGCCAGGUGCAACUACAGGAACAAUCCUUUUUGGUGGUGUUGAUAAUGCCAAGUAUUCCGGAAAGCUUAUUGAGGAGCAAAUUGUCCUGGAUCAGUACUUGUCUGUCAACUUGCAAUCUCUCAACUACGAUGGAAAUGACGAAACAACCGGUUUCAAUGUUGUGUUGGACUCUGGAACUACACUUAGUUACUUGCCUGAUACGAUUGUGGAGGAUCUUGCCAGCAAGGUUGGUGCCUAUUUGGAGCCGGUGGGUAAUGGUUCUGAACUUUACUUCAUUGAUUGUAACGCCAAUCUCCAAGACAGUGCUUCCUUCACUUUUGACAACGGUGCUAAAAUCUCGGUCCCAUUGUCCGAAUUUGUUCUCAGAAGUAAUUCUGGUUGUGUAUGGGGUUUACAGAGCUCUGACAGACAAAGAGUUCCUCCAAUCUUGGGUGUCAACUUCUUGAGACAUGCUUAUAUUGUUUACAAUUUGGAUAAAGAGACAAUUUCACUCGCUCAAGUGAAAUUCACAUCUGCCUCAAGUGUUUCUGCCAUCUAA